GGUAGUUCAGACAUCAGCGCUCUGCGCGCAACAGGACGCACGGGAUUAUUCUUAGGAGGAAUAUAUUACACGCUCUUCUCCCGCGGUGCCCGGUUGAGUGUAUUCGUUGGUAGAAGGUAUUUUUUUCUUUCCUCUCACGGGAACAGGCUGCAGGAGAAAUGAAAGCGUGGCGGGUUCGGUUUCUGUACUUUCUGGUGUUGAAUGCAGCUGUGCAGUAUGCGACGUCCGUGGAAGAGGAGCUCGCCGAUUCUGUCCUUGGUAACUUCCUCGACCCUCUGACUGACUUGUUUGACCACAAAGAUGACAGCAAUCAAACUGUUGCCAAAUUCUCCCUCCGCAAACCAUCGCAUCCUGAUGAUGACCUGUGCUACAUCGUCCCCGGAAAACCCGACUCCCUGGCAGCCUGCACCUUCAACAGCACCUCCAAAACCUUCCUAGUAAUCCACGGAUGGACGCUGAGUGGUAUGUUUGAAAGCUGGGUGGCAAAGCUGGUGUCGGCGCUGUACGAGAGAGAGCAGAUGGCUAACGUUAUCGUGGUGGACUGGCUCACCUCGGCCCAGAACCACUAUGUGGUUGCAGCUCAGAACACCAAGGCAGUGGGGCAGGAGAUCGCUCGCUUCAUUGACUGGAUCGAGGAAACCACCAACAUGCCUCUUGAGAACAUCCACCUCAUUGGCUACAGCCUCGGGGCUCACGUGGCAGGAUUUGCUGGCAGCCAUGCAGCCAAUAAAGUCGGAAGAAUAACUGGUCUGGACCCAGCUGGUCCUGACUUUGAGGGGGAGCACGCCCACAGGCGCCUCUCCCCAGAUGACGCUUACUUUGUGGACGUUCUCCACACCUUUACCCGGGGCUCCCUGGGUCUUAGCAUUGGGAUCCAGCAGCCUGUCGGCCAUGUGGACAUUUACCCCAAUGGAGGCAGCUUCCAGCCGGGCUGCAACCUCAGGGGGGCCCUGGAGAAGAUCGCUAACUUUGGGAUAUUUGCCAUCACUGAUGCAGUGAAGUGUGAACACGAGCGCUCGGUCCACCUGUUCAUCGACUCUCUGCUGAAUGAGCAGGAAGCGGCCAAGGCCUACAGAUGCGGCAGCAAUGACAUGUUCAACCGCGGCAUGUGUCUCAGCUGCCGCAAAAGCCGCUGCAACACGGUGGGCUACGACAUCAGCAGGGUGCGCAAGGCGCGCAACGUUCAGAUGUACACCAAAACACGAGCCUCCAUGCCUUUCAGAGUUUACCACUAUCAGCUGAAGAUCCAUUUCUCCAGUAAGGUGAACCGUUCGGAGAUGGAGCCCUCAAUCACUGUCUCGCUGUAUGGAACAAAAGAAGAGGCGGAGAACCUGGAGCUUAAACUAAAGGAGAAAAUAGCAACAAAUAAGACACAUUCAUUCCUGCUGGUGACAGAAAAGGAUAUCGGUGACCUGUUGAUGUUGAAGUUUAAAUGGGAGGACACAAACACCUGGUCGGCCUCCAGCAUGUUGAAGAUGGUUUCCUCUUGGUGGUCCGGUGACUCAGACAGCGCUGACAUGGAGGUUCACAAAAUUCGCAUCCGAGCCGGCGAGACCCAGCAAAAGCUGGUGUUCUGUGUAAAAGAUCCUGAAGCUCAGAGCUUAACACAGGAGGUCACAUUUGUUAAAUGUAAGGAUGCCUGGAGGACAAACACCAAACAAACUCCAAAAAGAAUAACUCUGGAGAACCACGGACUCUGAAGAGAAGACCCAACUGCCCUCCGGUCCAUUUCAGCACUUAGUAAAUAAUUUAUACACCUGUAAGUUAUUUUAUUUCACAAAUUAUACAAAACCCUCACUGCCUUGUGUGUAUAUAUAUCCAGAGAGGUUUGUUUGUUAUUUAAAACAAUACGGAUGUAAAUUACUGUGUACUAUUUUUGUAAAAAGUUGUUUUUAUGACAUAACUGUGACAUCAUUGUUGUACAAAAGUAAAGGCCGUUGUCUUUAGUAGAGAUGGAUACUAGUCGAAGUCACUUCAGAGUGUCACAUACUGAGAGACCUGAUGACUGGAUAUACCAUAGUAGUUCUGGAGGUAUGAAUGUCCUAUUGUGCAAAAUACCUAAAGAUAAGUUUCAUAUUUAUAGUAAUCACUGUGAAGAAGAAUGAUGUCCUGCAGACUGUUGCCCCCUCUCAAAAAGAGGGGAAAAUAAUGUUAAAGGUGAAUUUCUUAAGGUGUUUUAUGCAGUAGGGUACAGUUUAUUUACCUUAAUGGACUAAUGCACAACCUAACAGAGCAUUCACCACUGUAGCUCUCAGCACUUUACGUGACUGUGGGACCUGUAUCAGUGUGCCUUACUGUAAACGGUGGCUAGAAGUGAGCUGUUGCAAGACGAAACUUAGCCAUUUGUUUUUUCACCUGCGUUUUACUGCUAUUAUUUUACCAACUUUGUGACUUUUACUGAACCACCUAAACAUUCUAGAGAUGUUGUUUCAAACACUUUUACAGCAUUUUUACUGCCGCACCACUGCAAGACGACAUGUUACUCUAAAGCUGUUACCUCAAACAAGCGCCUGACAUUUUGUCUACCAUUUUUCUGUUAAUGUUUCUAAACUUCAUGAGGUAGGCGGUGCUCAGCGGGAAGUAGAAGGCACCGUUAACCUCAGUGUUGUCACUUUGUUGUGCUGUCUUUGUUUCUUCUGUGCUCUUAUUCAUAAGAACAUUUCCAGUCCCAUGAGCACUAGUUAAACCUCGGCUCUUAAGAGAUCGGUACUGUAAUCAUUGUGAUUUCAUUUCCACCUACUUUUAAAAAAGAGGAAAUGCUUCACUUUUGCACUGAAAACAGGGGACGUCAUUGCUCAACCAAGCUACUUGUCAGUAAAUUUAAUGUAAAUACCAUAAUACUGAUGAUAGUUUUUGUAGUAUGGAACCCUGUUAGUUAUAUAUUUUUACCUCUGGAUGAGCUUAAUCUGCUAAAUGUGCAUUUCUAUAAUCGUUUGUACAUAUUUGUAAGUAUUCACUGUGCUGUAUAAAUUCAUUAAUAAACCAAAACUGCCAUAUGA
Xiphias gladius (swordfish) is the source of this 2999-nucleotide messenger RNA. It is a transcript of the gene lpl2a, whose product is annotated as lipoprotein lipase. The record is from RefSeq and is a predicted model, not a curated record. Gene Ontology annotation, molecular function: apolipoprotein binding; lipoprotein lipase activity. Gene Ontology annotation, biological process: lipid metabolic process. The transcript is spliced from 10 exons. The coding region runs from base 159 to 1700 and encodes 513 amino acids. Lineage: Eukaryota; Metazoa; Chordata; Actinopteri; Istiophoriformes; Xiphiidae.